Molecule: messenger RNA, 1412 nt
Organism: Notodromas monacha
Lineage: Eukaryota; Metazoa; Arthropoda; Ostracoda; Podocopida; Cyprididae
Source: the annotation of a GenBank genome assembly
GCAUUUUUUGUCAAAUUAAUUAGUCAAACGCUAGCCAUUGAAUCGACUAGCACGGAUUCUGUGAAAGCAUCAUGAGAUUCAACGCUUCUUUGCUGGCCUUUUUGGCUUGCUUGAGUUUCUCGGCAGCUCAAGAAGUAGGAAGUUUUUCAGAAAUCGUUUCAUCUCUGGAACGCGGAAUUUUCCUGCAAAUCAACAUCGAUGUGGAACAAUGCACCGCAAUUUCAGAUCCUUUUCCAACCAGCAACUUGUUCAUUAGCAUGCCCAUGAGAUUAUGGAGCCAUCAGACGACGAUUGAUGAAACUUCUGGGCAACCUGUGCAAGUCGUUAAUGCCGAAGAUUUCUAUCUUGAAGCGGGCUCGACCGCCGUGGAUUGGGUUGCAAGAAAUGUGCAAAUCAGUGAGGAUGGAACUGUGUUGCUAAAAAUAUACGUCGGAGGAGUUGUUGAUCCGUCUUCGAGUUUUGAAUUUGGCUGUCAGCUGGGUUCUUCGGCCAUUGUUCAUUAUGUCGACGAAGUCAAUGCCAUUGACUCAUACUAUACUUAUCUGGAAGUAAAAUCCGCCAUGCUUCUCGGUCGUCACGUGGAAGCAAAAGCAUACCUUCACAGAUGCAUCAGCAGCGAUCAGGUUCUGCCUGAGGGAAAUGAAAUUGUUUUUGGCUACAUCGCGAACAAUAUCCUCAUAUUCAACGAAGGCACGACUGAGGAGCAUUUGACAGUUUAUGAAAACGGUGUUUUGCGUGACGAAAGUGCGUCGAACGGAUUGGUGUCAAUCGGAGAAUCACUUGAAUUGUGGCCUAAUGGAUCAGCGAUUAUUCAAACCGGAGUUUUCGACUCUGGCACUUGGGCUCCGAUUUCCAGCAGCACAUACGAAUGCAUUUUGGCAGAUUCUCUGCAAUUUUCUAACGUCCGACGCGAAAGAGCGGGAACUUACGUUAAUUACAAUGACAUCAAGGAGUCGACGCUUCAAGGACACGAGAUGGAAGUCGUUAUUUUCAAAGAUUACUGUCAAACAGUGACUGGACCGAUCCCAGCAGAAUUAACCAUUGGGGUUCGGCGAUUCGACAGCUUCCAACUGUUCCAAGCCGAUUCCACUUGGGGUCCAUUGGAGCACAUUGCUUUCUCAAGUCACUUCACUGAUGCAACUGGAUUGAGUUACAUCGAAGUUGUUAGAGUUUACGAAGACGACAAAGUGCAAGUUCACUACGAAAUCGUCGACAGUCCGAACGGCGAUUGGCAAACCGGAGAAUUGCUGUGCCCUUUGUCGACUUCCGCGGUUUUCCACGCUUCCUCCAGGGAAAGACGUCCUGCACAAAGCUACGCUGAUAUCGUCGACCGCGUAAUGACAGAAGGAUCAGUAUUCGAAGUGGAAGUUGACUUGAGCGGCUGCGAAGUGCCCAUGGAUUUCGGUUUGACA